Messenger RNA from Zootermopsis nevadensis, 2982 nucleotides. RefSeq lists its product as uncharacterized. NCBI's taxonomy places the organism in Eukaryota, Metazoa, Arthropoda, Insecta, Blattodea, Termopsidae. The record is from RefSeq and is a predicted model, not a curated record.
UAAUCAACAACCGCGACUUGCAGUCAUAAUCGUUUGGACUUGCAAGGUGGAAAGAACCGCAUCAUGUCGACUCUCUGCAUCUUCAGUUCCUCGUGUCACGGAAAGCAUCACUAGGCAACGAACGCUAGUCGAUAUGUCGGUAUGGUAACAGCCGACAACUGUUCUGCUGUUGUGUAAAAAGUGAUCGCGUGGAACACAGAAUUUCACACGUUGACACAGUGAAUAUUGGAUAAAAAGGUACCAAUAUGGCACCACUACUCAGAUAUUGUGAAGAAAUACUGAGUCAUUCUCUGGUCGUGCUGCUGGUCCUCGUGACAUCGAACGGCUGCAGCGACCCUACGCAGACCCACACGACAGCUGUCGAGAGUCGCGAGACGAAGACGCCAAGUUGGUGGCCAAUCGUGGAAUGCGUCUUUCUGGACGAUGUAAGCAAGUGCCUGCAGGACAGCACCGUGCGAGCGUUCGUCGGCCUAGACCUGAAGGACGACAUACGCAUUGAUACUGAGAAGGAGACAGUGAAGCUACCAGGAGAUAGAGAGGCAGGUAUCUUCGAAAUGCUUGGGGACCUCGUGAGCGACGGAAUAUCGAGGAUUUUCCAGGACGACGACAAGAAAGUUGGAGAUGAGGAGGACGAUGACGACGACGACGACGACGACGAUGAUGAUGACGACGAAGAAGCAGAUGGAAUACAAACAGCAGAAAACGGUGAUAGCAACACACUUGGUCAUGCAUAUAGUAGGACACAAUCUGUAGCUGGGAAUGUUCACAGAAGCUUGGAAACAGGUCGCACAAAGAAGAAGAUACAGAAGCUCGUCACUAUCAUUAAGCUCGUGAUUGCGGCUUUACUCAUCAAACUGAAGAUCUUCACACUCCUGUAUGUGUUCGGGAAGCUGAUGGAGUUCAAGAUGGUAAUCCUGGUGGGUAUCAACACGCUGAUAAACGUGGUGAAACUCUUCCUAGAGUGGAAGAAGAGUAAAAACCCGAACAACGUCGUACACUACGAAGAGGCGCAUCACGAACACAUCCACGAUAGCAAUCACUUCGAUAAGGGGGACAAGGGCUGGCUUGGGGGGCUCUGGUCCAGAAACGAUUUUAUAGGAGGCCGUUCUCUCACGGACUCACACGGCCUGGCUUACUCAGCGCACAGACCAGUACCACAGUAACAACGUAACAGCAGUUUCAGGGUUCAGUCAUGUACGGCAGGCAUACACUCUCAAGACAGGAAAUCAACAAAACAGCUAUGGAACAAAAUACCGGCGAAUAUUUAAGCUAAUUAUAAAUUAUCAUCCAAACACAGGCGAUUCUCCUUGUACCUGUUUUCGCUAUGCGGUUUUAUUUUAGUAUUAUGAAUAGUAGCGAUAUCGAAUAAGUAGCCAAAUUUUAAAGCCUAUUUAUAACCUGAACUAAACCUUCUCACGACUUAAUAGGGAAUCUGAUGCAGAUGAUAAACUUGGCAUCAACGGAUUCUGGAGCCAGUUUAACACCAAACAAGCAGCUGUUGUUCGUUUCCAGUUUUGCACAUUUUCGUUAUGAGCAGGAAAGCAAUCCACGUGUAUAACGAGAGUCUCCUGCAUAUUUGGUAUUUCAUCCAUUAAGUGAAACUACAGAUCAAAGAUUACACCUAUAUACAAUAUACUAUAUACCUAAAACAAACUUCAGAAACAGAACAGAGCGCUCCUUGAGGCUCACAAUUCCGGUCUAGUUCUUGGAAGUGAAACAUGAAUUAUGACGAAUGACAAAGAAAUAACACAAAUUAACACGUCAUUUGAUUUAUUAUACUCGUAUCAAUAUUUACGGUCACUAAAAAUGAAGAAACAAGACGUAACUAGACAGUACACACUUAAAAUAACAAAGUCGUCUAAACCGGAGACAACAUUUAAAGACGCAAGAGGACAGAAUUCCUGAAAUCAAAUAGACAUAGUAUGCUCCAAGAGACACACGCAACAUCUACGAAUAUACGGCAAGACGGAAUAACUAAAGUCUGUAGUGUAGCAUCCCGGUGUGUUACGUUGAUUCUUGGUUUAUCUCGUCGGUCACAAGAAAAAUAGGAAGGAAAAAAAAGCAAGAUAGAACAACUGAACUUUGGAACGGGCUUUAAAGCAUUCAAAUCUUUCACAGUUAAGGACACAACUAGCUGGUAAAACGUUAAGGUUAAGUAAGCUACCCCUUUAAUCUACCUUAUGUCUUGCACACGAACUGACGAGAUUUCCGUUGUCUCAUUCCUUGAUGUUCCGAAUAUAAUUACCCCCAAAAAUAACGUAUAAAUACUGUACAAUGGAAAGUAAACUGAUCUACACGUAAUUAGAUGAAUAUGACAAUAAAGCAAAUUCAGCAACAGAGCAAAAACACAAUUAUAGACCUUUGUAACGAGUUAGUCAAGAGUUUUAAAAUCCAAACUCUAAUGAUUAGUGCAUGCAGAACAACUUCGGCAGUUCUUUUAUGAAUGUUGUCUCUUUGAAAGAAAAAGAACGAAUUCCAAGUCUUUAAACUCAAGUUUCUCAGCAAAACAUUCGGAUCGACGAAGGAUGAAGCCAGAUAAAACCUUCGUGAUUUAAUAUGGAUCAAUUAGCACUUUCAUGACGACGGUAACAAGAAGGCUGGGUUUGUGAUUACGAUUAGGCGAACAAGGAAUGGCCACAGAAAGUUGGUGGCGAAAUGGCUCUGAAAAUUUUCACUCGAAAGACGGAAGUAACUGGAACUACCUUAGGAUAGUGUCCGAAAGCAGGCUUUCGUUUCGGAGGUGUAGAACACUCGGGUCGUACUACGACAAUCUUAACGUAACCCAUGUCUUGAAGCCACCCAUCUUAGAUGCAGCUGCCACCCACCAGUUGAAAAUGUAGUAACUUGGUGAAAGUCAAAAUACGAAUGGCAUAAUGCCAUAUUAAUUUAUAUGUAAUAAUAUUUAUUCAUUUAUUUAUUGAAUAGGCUUAAUGUGUUUCAUAACUUAGUAACUCUAAGGUUGUAAAGAGAGAAUAAACAGAC